This is a messenger RNA of Amborella trichopoda, 2461 nucleotides long. NCBI's taxonomy places the organism in Eukaryota, Viridiplantae, Streptophyta, Magnoliopsida, Amborellales, Amborellaceae. The record is from RefSeq and is a predicted model, not a curated record.
UAGAACAUCACACAAUUCUCUCUCUUUCUCUCUAAGGAAUAUGAUCAGUUUCUCAGUCUAUAUAGGAUAUGAUUUGUGUUGAGUUUAUGUCUUGAUUUUUCUUAUUCUUAAGGUUUGAAUGCAAUUUCAUCUUAAUUUUUCAUAUUUUUAUCCUUUGAUCAACAAUUUAUUAGUGGGUAUGGUCGUUUUUCAUUGAUCUCUUUGGCCUUGUGUUAGAGCUUGGACUCUCCAUCUUUUGCUUCUCUAGUGGGUGGGUGGUUUUAUCUCUGCAAAAUCAGAGGUUGGCAGUGGACUUACAAGGCCAAUUUUGAUAAGAGGUGCUCCUUUGAGCUGGUUUCAUGUUUUGAAGACCUAAUCCAUGGAUUCAGGGCAUGGGAGGCCAAUCUUUAGAGGACAUGACAUCCUCAAUGCCAUCUUCAUCAUCAUUGAUGCAACAAGAGAGAAGGCUCAAACCCCAACCUGAACAAGCACUAAAAUGCCCUAGAUGUGAUUCAACCAACACCAAGUUUUGUUACUACAACAACUAUAGCCUCUCUCAACCUAGAUACUUCUGCAAAGCUUGUAGGCGUUACUGGACCAAAGGUGGAUCAUUAAGAAAUGUACCAGUUGGUGGAGGUUGCAGAAAGAACAAGAGAUCAACACCAAAGAAACAACCUGACCAUCAAAACCCUCCUUCUUCUUCUUCUGCACCCCAAAUUCCAUCAUCUCUUGAACUUUCCAUUUUAGGAAACCCUAAUCCCACUUCUGGUAUUCUCGGAAACCCCAGUGCGACCACCAAUCCUGGAUUCUUGUCACAUUUGGAGAGCUUAAGAAGUUGUUUUGAAGUCCCCAAUAAGGCUUUGAUGUUGGAGAAUUCGAACCAGGAAGUGUCUCAGCAAAACCAGUAUGGGGUUGGUAACAUGGGGUUCUACAACUUUUGUUCUUUGAACCCAAAGGUUGAAGAAGGAGAGGAAUUAGGGUUUCCUUUUCAGGAAAUGGGGGGUUUGCAGUGGCAGCAGCAAGUGAGUGGAGGAGAUGGGUCUGGCAUGUUUGAUGCAGGGGGUUAUUGGAAUGGGGUUGGGACAUGGCACCAUGGGGCUUCUUCAGUGAGCCCUCUCAUGUAGAAGACCUUCUCUCCCUCUCUCUCUCUCUCUCUCUCUCUCUCUCUCUCUCUCUCUCUCUCUCUCUCUCUCUGUUUCAUGAUGCCACUAUGCUUCACCAGUUGAAGGAUUGAGUUCACUUGUUCUAGUGGAUUGGUGCAUGAACUUUCCUUUUUUUGGCAAUGCUGAAAGAUUAAUUGCACCAGAGUAGAAGAAUCAUUUCUACCACCCUCUCUUCUCUCUCAUUUCUCUCUUUAAGAUAUUGGGUUGUUUUGAUGAUUGACAAAUUGAUAUUGAAUUCAGAUCUCUUGCCUAACUACAGUAGGAAGAGAGGGAACAAAUGGAAGAAAGCAACAGUGUUGGCUAUUAAUCAGGUGCAACAUAUGAGGACACAAUGUAAUUCCGUGUAUUUUUGCCAAGUAAGGAAAGAGAUUGGCUUUAUUUCAUGGGGUUCUGUGCUCUGCACUUGAAAGGAACAAGUUGUGUUUUUAAAUCAUAUAUUGCUUUCUCUUGUUGUUGUUGGGUUGGAGGCUUGGAGAUUUGGUUUCUCAUGGGGGCUAGUAUUUCCAAAAUAUAUUCUCAUGGAUGAUUGACACUGACUCGACUCAAAAUUUGAGGCAGAUUCUCCAAAGAGGACCUCUCAUAUAAGUUUGGUUGAGGAGAGAGAAUGUGAAAAAACGAUCACACAUUGCUGCAAAAGAUUGUCACUGUCAGUUGGAGAAUCAAUCUUUUUAAUUGCCCCCAACUCUAAGAUUUGUUUGUUUUUUCUUUUUUCUUGUCCCUUGAGGACCACAAAUUCCAUUAGAUUUUUUCCUAUUAUUAUAACAUAGAUAUGUAUCUAUCUUCCACGCAUUUUUGCAGGCUUUGAGUUCUUCCUGCACAUGCUGGUUCAACUUUAUUUUCAAGUGUACAGUCCAGAAUGAGAAAAUGCACAUGCUGCUCUCCCCAUUCACCCAUUAAGGAGAUGCUUGGGGGCAUGUGUUGAAAAGGAAAAGAGAGAGAGAGAGAGAGAGAGAGAGAGAGAGUUGAAGAUCAGUUCUCUUAUUUUUUACUGUUUGCACUUUGAAGAGAGGAAUUUGAAUGUAACAGAUGGCAAGUGGGAGUACCUUAAUAGUUAAUAAAAAGACUGAAUUGUUCAUUUGGGAUAUCAGAUAUUUUCUUUACAAAGAAAAUGGCAGGUGAACUUUAGCCCUUUAUGGAAGCAACAGAAAAUGGCAGUUGCUACGGACUGUAAAGCCCUAAAUUUGUUGAGGGUAGAAUGACCAAAGCAGUUAGUCGAGGUGAAGGCCCUCAAAACGGGACUUUCUUUUGGAAAACAAUCAGACUUGACUUGGCUUUUUGUGAUGCUUUUGUUUGUGGAGGAUAAUAUUAUUUUUUACGUA